Molecule: messenger RNA, 3210 nt
Organism: Culex pipiens pallens (northern house mosquito)
Lineage: Eukaryota; Metazoa; Arthropoda; Insecta; Diptera; Culicidae
Exons: 5
Coding region: 181-1374 (397 amino acids)
Biological process (GO): detection of chemical stimulus involved in sensory perception of smell; sensory perception of smell
Cellular component (GO): plasma membrane
Molecular function (GO): odorant binding; olfactory receptor activity
Source: RefSeq, a predicted model, not a curated record
UUUAGUAUUGGACUUGUGCAUAGGAAAUACUAAAUAAAUCAGAUCGAGUCUCUUCGUACUAGCAAUGUUUACAGACUACGUAAUUAAGCUUAUUUGUAGAACAACCAAUCAAAUGAAAAUACUUUAAAUAGCUCGCAAGCAACGAUUCCGGACUAGUUCUUCGCAUUAAAUCACAGCAGAAUGUUCACCCCUCCAAACCGUCACCGACUUCCGUCGGAACUCGAGGUGAUGCCGUUCAUCCUGCGGGCGAUGGAGUUUACCGGUCUUUGGGGAUCGCCGGUUCAGAUUUUUCGAUUCCUGGCGGCGUUUGGCUGGGGAACGAUGAUCAUUCUGUUCCCGAAGGCCGUGCUCGGAAUUGGGAGCAACCGGUUCGAUGAAAUCGCCAAGGGAAUCGGUGAGUUGUUCUUCGAGGGAAAUUUGUACGGAGCGACGGCGAUUUUUGCUUUGAAAAGGACCGCUUUCGAGCAGUUGAUUGACGGAUUAAGGGAGAUAUUUCACAGGGCUAUGAACGGUCCGCACUCUGAUGACUGCUACGAUCUGCUACUUCGUCAAAAUUUAUCCAUCAACAAAUUUCUCAAAGGUUUCGUCAUCUAUUGCUGCUUUGGUCCGUCUAUUUUCUGCGUUCCGUCGCUUGCCGCAAGUCACUUUCGGUAUUGGACGCACUCCGGGAAUCAAUCGGAACCGCUGAUCUUCGAACUACCCAUGGAACAAGAAUUCUACGGUCUUCAGGUCCGCACAAACUUCCUGCACUAUCACAUUUUUGUGCUCUGUUCGCUGUUUGCGUACUCCGUUUGUGGCUAUUUCCUGCUGGUCAAAGUGUCCGCCCUCCUCCUCAUGAUCCAGUACAGUUCGUCUACUUACCGCUUGGUGGAGCUUCGGAUCCGCAAGAUGGCCGAAUCAAAAGAAGUGACCCAAUCCGAGCUGGUGGACAUCGUCGAGCUGCACCGCUUGGCCUACCGCUGCUCCACCCUGGUCGAGCAGAUUUGCCACCUUCCGCUGGCCUUGGCGUUCCUAACCUGCAUCCUGUAUUUCUGCCUUACUUUGUUUUACCUGUCCCAUAACAUUGGCUUCAACCUGGUUAACGUGAUGGUGCUAUUUGGGCUGACUGUGCUGGAAACGUUUGGCUAUUCGUACCUGGGAUCGAAGCUAACGGAGCAGGCCGACGAGGUUGGCGCGGCCAUCUACGAUCUACCGUGGUUCGAGCACUCGGUUGAGUUGCAGCGGUACUAUCGGCUGAUGUUGCAACGCGUCCAGCGGCCUACUGAGAUUACGGGGGCCAAGUUUUUCGUCGUGCAGUUGGCAACAUUCGGCAGUGCGGUGCAAAUGUCGUACUCGUACUAUUUGGUGCUGAAGGAUUUGUUCACUAUGAUAUAAUGAUUCUUGUUAUUUGCAUUUUAAAUCUGUUCCUGAAUAAAAAUCAACUAAUCACUAAUGUGUACUUGUUUAUUCCUUUCAACUGUGAAAAAUACAUGAAAAUUAAGCAAUUUUUUUUUCUUAUCUUGUCAGGUGAGUUAACUAUUGAUAAAUGGCAUAGAUGUACAACAAGAACUUUAAGUAUACUUAAACAGCGUUGCCAGGUUUGUUAGAAUAAACAAAUGCCAUGUACAUGAUCUACUACAGGAAUUGAUAAUUGGGAAUACACUCAACACCCGGUGGUUGGUCACUUUUUCGUUUGACAUUUUUUAUGUUGCACCCCGUUGGUUUGACAAAGUCAAACUAAAAAGUUACGAACUGUCACAUUUUACACGAUGCUCACUCACAGUAUCAAAACAAACGUUUGGUAGGGUGUGUGAACUCUGUGUAAAAGGGGUGUCAAACUAAAAAGUUACCAGGGACAAGGAUAGGGGAUUCGGAAGACGGGACUUUUCAACAGGACAAGGGAAAAUCUCCACGAUAUCCUGAAAUAAGUCUUGCUUGGAGUUGCGUUAGGGAACCUCCCUAAAAUUAUCUCAUUAAGUUCUUGGAUACCCCCGGGUGUCUACAAAACGCCUCAAAAUCCGUCUGUAACCACAUCGAACCAGACUCCCGUGGAAUCCUUCGCAGUUCACUGCCACCGCGCGAUGACCUAACCGCAAACCACGACGACGCUUCUGGUUUGUUGUUGUGUCACCCGACACGUCUCCUCUAAUUGACUGUUUCGACCCGAUCGCCGCCGUCUACGAUCCACACAUGUGAGCGACAAACAAUUGGGGCCCGGCCGGCUGCGAUCUCGAUCGCUCCGAGAGAGUUGAGCAAAUUAUGUAAAUUGCCACAAACGACCGACUUUUCUUCGAUUUGUACCUCCGCGGAGUUGGGUGAGCGCGAGAUUUAUCGUUUAGAUAGGUUUGUUGGGCCAACCGCUAAGGGUUAGUUAAGGGGAAAUCAUAGGGUUUGGCGUCUGGGGCGUUAUCGGGAACCUCGUGAUGUAAUUCCAUUUCCGCGUGAUUUGAUUGUUUGUGGGUGGUGUGGUGAUUUGGCCGCGAAAUUGGACGAAAUCUGCCCCACUCGCAAGCCGUAAUAGACUUGUUGAGAUAAUGUUCUUAAGUCUGUACCGUCGGACAUAUGGAUGAAUCGCUCAGAAGAGUGUACAAUAAUUGCUAAUAAUAUUUCCUCUUUUUCCCCCAUCACUAAAAGCAUACCAAUUAUCUCGAUCUUUGUUUCCCCUUCUUUUGCUACUCUCAUCCCGGGUUAUUAAACGCAGUCCGACCAACAUAUCUCAGCUCUUUUCGAGUGAAAAAUGCUGUUUAUCAUCAUCAGUAGCGCAGUGCAGCAUUCCUGCAAGAUGCGCGCCGAGAACAGCCAACUCUUUGUAGCGCGAGAUUCACACACAUGUUCUGCAGAGACCUUCUUGGCGAUCCCAACCUCCCAACUCCCAAGCGGAAUAAAUUAAAAUAAAUUUAAUAAAUUCAAUUCGUCGCGGUAGCCGCGCAAGGUCGAGUUCAAGAUCUGGAUCAACAGCGCGCGGCAAACUUUAUGGUAAUUGGGCUUACUGCCGGACGUCACGAUCGCCCGGUUUUCGAAACCGCAACCGAACCGUUACAGAGACUGGGAUCGACACGAGAGUGACAUCUGCCAGCAAGACCGGCAGCUCGCGGAACUGGUUUUCUUCGAUAAAAAUGAAGAAAAGGCACGCACGCUCGAGAGCAAAUAAUUGGCUGGAAGCUUGUCAAUCGGGACGCGGAUCGAAGAGGUCGUAAAUCUCCUGGCGGAGAUUAGAAGGAGGCAGUCGGG